Messenger RNA from Anthostomella pinea, 1524 nucleotides. The record is from the annotation of a GenBank genome assembly. Lineage: Eukaryota; Fungi; Ascomycota; Sordariomycetes; Xylariales; Xylariaceae.
AUGGCGACCCCAGCAUCGCUCAACGAUCUCGAGUGCGCCGAGAAGAAAGCCGGCGUCACAGACACAACAGCAGUCGACCAUGGCCUAGGCACCUCGACCUCCACCGUCACGGGCCACACCUUCGUCCAUGACGUCGACCCGGCCGCCGAGCGCGCGCUCCUCUGGAAGUUCGACCUGCGAAUCCUCCCAACACUCGCCCUCAUGUACCUCUUCAACGGGCUCGACAAGGGCAACCUGGGCAACGCCAAGACGGCCGGGCUCGAGGACACGCUCAAACUAAAAGGCGACCAGUACAACAUCCUGCUCUCGGUAUUCUUCAUCCCCUACGUGCUGUGCGCGCCCUUCCUGGGCGUCGCCGGCAAGCGGUUCGGCCCGGCGCGCAUACUGCCGCUGAUGAUGGCGACGUACGGGUCGAUGACGCUGCUGACGGCGGCCGCGACGGGCUUCGGCGGGCUUUUCGCCGUGCGCUGGUUCCUCGGCAUGGCCGAGAGCGCCUUCUUCCCGCUCGUCAUCUACUAUCAGACGACCUUCUACCGGCGGGGCGAGCUGGCGCGCCGCCUUGCGCUGUUCUACGCCGCAUCGAAUAUCGCGAACGCCUUCUCGGGCCUGCUGGCCUUCGGCACCUUCCAGAUCCGCGGCGGCGCCCUGGCGCCCUGGAAGUACCUGUUCGUGGUCGAGGGCGCCGGAACGCUGAUCAUGGCCGUGUUUGCGUGGUUCUUCCUUCCCGCCAGCGGCGCGACGGCCUGGUUCCUGAGCGAUGAGGAGCGCCGCCUCGCGCACCACCGGCUGCAGGUCGACUCUUCGAGCAUUGUGGACCAGCCCUUCGUGCUGCGCGAGGCCGUUGGCAUCCUGCGGCAUCCGAGCAGCUGGGCCAUCCUGGCCAUCGAGGUUUGUCUGGGCGUACCGCUGCAGUCGGUCAACCUGUACUUGCCCGUCAUCAUCAAACGCCUGGGCUACAACACUGUGAAGACGAACUUGUAUACCGUCGCGCCCAACAUCACCGGUGCUGUCAUGUUGCUACUUCUGGCGUUCUCGUCCGACUUGACGAAGAUCCGCUUCCCAUUCAUCGCGCUGGGAUUUGCGUUUACGCUGACGGGUUUCAUCGUCUACGCUUGCGUCAGCGUCGAUAACCAGCUUCAAGUGGCUUACUUUGCAACUUUUAUGAUGACUUGGGGCACCUCGGCGCCGAGUGUGAUCCUGGAUGUGUGGUACAACAACAAUAUCGCGAACGAGAACAAGCGGGUGCUGCUGACGAGCAUCGCCGUCCCGGUCGCCAAUCUGAUGGGCAUCGUCUCAUCGAAUAUUUUCCAGGACAAGGAUGCUCCCAAGUACUUCCCGGCUCUGAUCACGACUGCUGCUUUCGGCGCCUGCGGGUGUGUGCUCACGCUUGCGCUCGGGACGUGGAUGGUUUUCGACAACAAGCGGAGAGAUAGGAAGCAGGGCAGGACGGUGAAAGCGAGCGAUAUCCCGACUGGACUGCUGGCAGACGGACCCUCGAAUCCGAGCUACAGAUGGUAUCUGUAG